This is a messenger RNA of Carcharodon carcharias (great white shark), 1293 nucleotides long. It is a transcript of the gene serinc4, whose product is annotated as serine incorporator 4. Gene Ontology annotation, cellular component: membrane. The record is from RefSeq and is a predicted model, not a curated record. The transcript is spliced from 11 exons. Bases 13 to 1293 code for a protein of 426 amino acids. NCBI's taxonomy places the organism in Eukaryota, Metazoa, Chordata, Chondrichthyes, Lamniformes, Lamnidae.
UCUGGGACCCGGAUGAUGUACACCUUGUAUCACAUUGUCAGCUCCACCGGCUGCUGCCUCAUGCUUUCCAGAACAGUCGCUGAGUCUGUCAGGGAGACUGUGCCUUUUUUCCGGGUUUUCUGUGAGCAGCUUCAGCCAGGCUCUGACUGUGACAUGUUAAUCGGAUACUCGGCUGUGUACAGGGUCUCUUUCGGCACCGCCUGCUUCUACCUGUUACUGUGUCUGUUUCUCUUCAAUGUCAAAUCGAGCCGUGAUUUCCGGGCUCUGAUCCACAAUGGGUUCUGGUUUUUGAAGUUCCUGAUUCUAGUGGCGAUUUCUGCUGCAGCCUUUUUUAUUCCAGACGAAUCAUUUCUGCACAUUUGGCGAUACGUUGGUGUGACAGGAGCACUUCUCUUUAUCCUGAUGCAGCUCUCCCUCAUCACUGUUUUUGCACACUUCUGGAACAAGAACUGGAUGAUGGGAGCUGCAGAUGGGAAGUGUUGGAGUCUUGCUGUGCUGGUUGUUACACUGAUUUUCUACGUGCUGGCUGUGACUGCAUUCUCACUGAUGUACAAGUUCUACACCCACCCAGCUGGAUGUCUCAUUAACAAAGCUCUCCUGAUCCUAAACAUUUGCCUCUGCUUUAUAGUCUCGUUCUUAUCCAGAAGCCAGUGUGUGCAGCAGAGGCAGACACACAGCAGUUUGCUUCAAGCCUCCAUCAUCAGUUGCUAUGUCAUGUACCUGACCUUCUCCGCACUCUCCAGCCGCCCCCCAGAGACAGUGGAAUAUCAGGGUCAGAACAUCAGUAUCUGUUUCCCAAGUGUCAGUGACGAUGGGGCUCAGGAAGAGGGAAAGAUGAUUGCGAUCAUUGGAGCGGCCAUCAUGUAUUGCUGUGUCCUGUUUGCUUGUAAUGAAGCUUCUUACCUGGCCAAGGUGUUUGGACCAUCAUGGAUGCUCCGUGUUUACAGAUAUGAGUUCAAGAAAGCUUCUUGCUGUUUCUGCGGCCUCGAUGAGGAAGUGGAGAUGACCGGUGGACAGAAAGUGAUACACAACGAGAGAGAGCAAGUCACGUACAGUUACUCCUCCUUCCAUUUUGUAUUCUUUCUGGCCUCGCUUUAUGUCAUGAUGACAUUGACCAACUGGUUCAACUAUGAAUCUGCCACCCUGGAGACGGUGUUUUCACAGGGGAGCUGGUCGACAUUCUGGGUGAAGAGCUGCUCCUGCUGGCUGUGCCUGCUGCUGUACCUGGUGAUCCUCUUGGCCCCGCCAUGCUGCUUAGACAGUGAGAGGCGGCGUGUGGUCCAUGCGAAGUAG